GUUCCCCGAAGCCAGUUUGUGUUGUGGGAGGUGACCUGGCCAGGGCCAUCUUGGGAUUUAAUAAACGUCCAAGUCCCUGUACCUCCCUUGUUCUAGGGAGAAAGUUUAUCUUGAUGCUGCCUUCAGGCUAGUAGAGGUCUGAACAGGGGACCGCCACGCACGCAGGCCAUGUCCAGUGACUCCCCAGCACUGUGGGAGCUGGUGGAGGAACAUGUUCCACUCCCAGAGCGGCCUGAAGUGAAGAGGAUUUUGGGGGAGGCAGCGGUGGACCUGAGUCUGGAGUUGCGAGAGGAGGUGGCGAUGCUAAAGGCACUGCUCCAAGAGUUCCGAUCUUCUCAAGCCUCGGGAUCCCACCCCAUCUCCGACUCUCCCUCCCUUCUGGCACCACCACCCCACUUGAGGGAUAUCAUGCGCCAAGAACUCCGACAGUUGCUCCAAGGCCUCCGCCUUAAGGCUAUCUGUGAGGGCAGGGACCAGACCCAGGCGUGGGCCCAGUAUAAUCCCAGGGUCCUUCGUUUUGCCUUAGAGGAUCCCAGGUGUGACUCAACACAACAGGAACUGUCCCAGAAGAGAGCUGGUGAGCCCAGGACUAGAAUGAGCAACACAGAGGGGGUGAUGUUAACUUCACCUGUCAGCAGCUGUCACAGGGACCUCAGUGUCAUCAAGAACGAACUGAAUGUGUCUAACAUUGACCAAGUUGCCAGACACCUGAGGAGACUCUUGGAGGAGGAGUGUCACAUGUUGCAGAGACAGGUCUCUGAGCUGCAGCACUGUCUGGAAAUGGAGCAGAUGCAGGCUUGCCAGCCCUCCAAGGCCACCCUAGAGCCCACCCUGGCAGAGAUAAAGGAACAGAAGAAGGCCAUGGAACAGGAGCUACGGUUCUCUCUGGGGCCUUCCAGUGUCUCUGCCAAGCACAGGCAGAAGCCCUUGAGGUCCAUUCCGGGCCUCAGACCCUUUCCUUGUCUCCAUGGCUACAUGCCUACACCUCCUUCGGAACGCUGCCCCCACCCUCAAGGUCAGGCAACCACCCACCGCCGCUGGGGACGGCAACUUCGAUACAGCUACUGGGAAGAGCCUACUUCCACAGCCGUGGCCAAUGCAGCAUCCCAGGCUCCGACCUGAAGGGCUGGUCACAAAACAGGCUUCUGCUGUAACUCCCCCACCUGUGGUUACCUCCAGCUGCCACAGCUCUAACCAGUUCUGCUUCGUUCUGCGUCGUUCUCAGAUGAACUCAACACAGUCCCCACAAAGCUGUGUGUUAGUCUGGUCCGGCCCCACCCCUUGCCAGGUCACUGGUAUCUAGGACUGAGUGGCAGGAUACCUGUUCUAACCACCAAAGCCUUUGGCCCCUCUCUUCCACUCAGGCCUCCACAGCGGCUUGGCAAACAGAGGUCCCAUCCCAGCCUGACUUUUGUCCCCAAGGGACCCAGACAAAGCACAGCAGCAGCUCAGAGACAGGAAUAGAAAUUUCAUUAAAAUCUAUGGACUUUAAAA
This is a messenger RNA of Cricetulus griseus (Chinese hamster), 1494 nucleotides long. The record is from RefSeq and is a predicted model, not a curated record. Lineage: Eukaryota; Metazoa; Chordata; Mammalia; Rodentia; Cricetidae.